CUUCAAGGACGGGAUCGUGCUCGCGCAAACUCCGCCCAUAUUCUUAACCUAGCAACAGCACGUUCUCGAACGGGGAAGUUUACGAAGUCACGUGCUACCUCAUGGGUCCGUACGGCUUGGCCUAUUUAAUUUACUGAUAAAACAUAGCGAUUAAACACGAACACUAAUAAGAAAACCAAAGCAGUCCCACAUAGAAGUCUUGCGAGGCCAAUUUGUUCUAAUGUCACGGCAAGCGCAAGAGGCGCUGACCGCGCAAACGAAAAGUGGUGCAACUACGGAUACCUAGAGGGUUCUUUCUGACACAGCCUUUAUGUCACUGUUGUCAUGGGAACAUAGUCACGUGCUGCAGUGAUCGGCGGAAAUGACAACUGCUAGGCGGAUUGUGAUAGCUAUACCAGAACAUGAACAUUACAUCCACGUGGGUCAUAUUUCCUCUUGAUUGGUCAUCAUUUCACUAUCCCACAGUCUUGCACCUGUCCCUGUACAUUUAGCUUCUUUGACAGUUUUCAUAGGGUGUGAACCUUGCACAGUGGAUCUGCAGCCUAAAGCAAACUGUGUGCAGAUGGAAGGACCUGAGAGAGAGGCAGCCUAUGUUGAAGACCUGCCAGUCUCUGAAGGAAAGCCAGUAGCAGCAAGCAAGGAAGAAGCAGUUACUUCAAAGGCCACAGUGAUCAAAUCCAAAGUUAAGUGUGAGUUGCAGAUCACAGAAGACUUGGAUGAGUUUGCAGAUGUAGGUGAAAAGAAAAACAAUGAACCAGAAGAAAUUCCUCAGCCCCCUAUUCCAAAAGAAAUCAAGAGGACUGUCGUAGAACCUAAACCAGCUCCCAAAAGUGCACCAGUCAAGAAAAAGUUGGAACCCAAAAGUGUUGGACCAAUGAAGGAAGAGGAGUAUGCUUCCUGGAAUGGAAUCACGCUAAACAAGUGUCUGGUUAUAGCUGCAUUUGCUGCUCUAAUAAGUGUGGGAUUCCAGGUUUUGCAAGAAGUAGCCGACGAUGAUGAGCUGACCGACCUAGAAAAUGAACCAUGGACACCAUCUGAUCCAAACGACCAGCUGUCAGAUCCAUGGUUUUUUGAAGGAUGGUUUGGAUCAUCUGAAGAAGAAAAAGCUGUUUCUGAAGCAAAUUUGCCAGACGUAGAAUUACCUGAGGUGGAAAAUGAUGAACCUGUUGAAGAUGAGAUAACUUCUGUAGAAGAAACUCUGGUGGAUGCGGAGGAUGAGAAAGAAGAGGCCUUAGAAGUGGACACAGAGGUAGAGAAGAGUCUAAGUAAGGUGGAACGAAAUGAACAAUGGGGUUUGAAGGACAAAAGCAAAUACAUGGUGGCGAAAGCAAUUAAAAUCCGUAGGGCGUCUGAAGAAGGAUCCCAUAAAAAAGGGUUGUUUCCCUUCAUGAAAAAAACAAAGGAGCCAAGCAAGUAUAAGGAGAAACCAAACAAAGAGAGGGAAUAUUCACAUGAACAUAAAUAUGAACACAAUAAAAAGCACGAUGAAGGUAAGCAAUAUAAGAAAGACAAAGAGGAACAGAAAAAAUAUUUCAUACAGGAGGAAAAGGAGAGGUACAAAGGAUGGAAAGCGGACAAGGAGAAGGGAUGGAAAGCAGUCAAAGAAAAGGGAUGGAAAGCAGACAAAGAAAAGGGAUGGAAAGCAGACAAGGAGAAGGGGUAUAAACACUACCAGUAUGAUAAAGGAUUCAAAAAAUCUCAAGAUAGUAGAAGGCAUGGAUAAUAGACCUGAUGGUUUCACACCCAGUAGCUUUAGCAGGGGUUGGUGGUGGUCCAUUUGUUGCUAAAGUUCUAAAGAAUAUAAACUGCUGUAUUCCCUCACUGCCACAAAGAUGAUGCCUACCCAAAAGAGUAUUUUUCUUCAUUCAUUUUUGGAAAUUUCUUUACAAUUCACAAAUCAGAUACUUUAAUAUUUUUUUAAGUUCAUAGAACAUGGAAAUAUUUUAUUUUCACGCCCUUAAAUUAUUACUGUAAAAAUAAAUAAUGCACCAUA
Molecule: messenger RNA, 1993 nt
Organism: Xenopus laevis (African clawed frog)
Lineage: Eukaryota; Metazoa; Chordata; Amphibia; Anura; Pipidae
Gene: jsrp1.L
Product: junctional sarcoplasmic reticulum protein 1 L homeolog
Exons: 8
Coding region: 563-1723 (386 amino acids)
Source: RefSeq, a predicted model, not a curated record